UAAACUGAGAAAAAUUGCAAAGUGGAGAAACAAGUAACGUAUUAGUCCAUAAAGACUCCCACACUCAAAUUAGAUUUUCUAUAAACAUAAUUAAAUAAGCUCCUUCUUUAUUUACACCUUAGCAUCCGUGCCUAAUCACAAAGUCUAAAACCAUUUUUUUAACAUGACUCCAUUCCUCUCCCUCUGAUCAACCUUUCCUCCUCCACCGCCGCUACAAGCCUACAACCGCAUAUAGCCACCGUGACCACAACUUUAAUAUAGCCACCGUCUUACCAUAAUCCAUUUAAGAUCUUUCCGUUCAUUUAUAUACAUAAAAAGGUUAUAUAUACCAAAAUUUAUCCUUCUUUAAUUUAUACCAAAAGUUGUCCUUCUUCAUAGACAUUUUUUUCUCUUUUGAACCGUAAGGAAAUGUGUCUUCCAUUUAGACCCGUCUCGAAAACCUAUUCUUCCUCUUCUUCUUCUUCGACUAUCGCGACGCGUAUGAUAAAUUGCAUACUGCUUUUUGUAUUCAUUUUCUUGGUCUACCUCCUCAUCUCGGCCUCAAGGCUUCAAUCUAAAGACUCUAUUCAUGCCUACUUCUCAUCUUCUGAUCAAGAUCAAUCUCAGAUCCCAACAAAAAUCGAGCACGUCGUAUUUGGGAUAGGCUCAAGCACGAACUCGUGGGGUGCACGUAGAGAAUACGUUAAGCUUUGGUGGGAUGCUCAGAAAAUGAGAGGCUGCGUCUUUGUUGAGCGUCCCUUUCCGUCUUCGGAAAACCACACAGAUUCAAAUCUCCUUCCUCCGGUUUGUGUUUCCCAAGAUACUUCCCGGUUCAGGUACACUUGGAGAGACGGUGACAGAAACGCGAUCCGAAUAGCCCGGUGCGUUCUAGAAACCGUCAGACUAUUCAAUACCUCCUCAAAAGAAGUAAGGUGGUACGUAUUUGGAGACGACGACACGAUUUUUAUACCUGAAAAUCUCGCUCGAACUCUCUCCAAAUACGACCACACAUCAUGGUAUUACAUAGGAUCAACCUCAGAGAUUUAUCACCAGAAUUCAAUGUUUGGACACAACAUGGCGUUUGGCGGUGGAGGGUUCGCUUUAAGCAGCUCAUUGGCUAAUGUUUUAGCUAGAAAUUUCGAUUCUUGUAUCGAACGGUAUCCACAUUUGUACGGAGGAGACUCUAGGGUUCAUGUUUGUGUGCUUGAGCUUGGAGUUGGAUUGUCUAAAGAACCUGGCUUCCAUCAGCAGUUUGAUGUGAGAGGAAAUGCAUUAGGAAUAUUGACAUCACAUUCAAUGAGACCGUUGGUGUCACUACACCACCUGGCUCACAUUGACCCAAUCUUUCCAAACUCAACCACUUUCUCCGCCGUCCGCCACCUCUUCUCAGCCGUAGAACUUGACCCUCUCCGUAUAUUUCAGCUCUCCAUUUGCUACGACCGUUGGUACUCUUGGACCAUCUCCGUCUCUUGGGGAUAUACUGUUCAGAUUGAUAGUAGGCAUUUGUUUCUACCGGAUGUUUUGCGGACACAAGAGACGUUUCGACCGUGGCAAGAUUCCGGCGGAUUGGCAAGUGUUUACAUGUUCAACACAAGAGAGAUUCAUCCUGAUCCUUGCCAACGACCUGUCACUUUCUACAUGCAACAUGUAUCUUAUAGUAGCCAUAAUGGAACCAUUAAAAGUGUUUAUAAGCAGGCUUAUGAGAAUUGUACAUACGAUCCCAUUACAUCGCCUCGCAAAAUCAAAGAGAUUAGAGUGUUUUCAAGAAGACUCGAUCCCAACAUCAAACAAUUGAAAGCUCCCAGAAGACAGUGUUGUGAUAUUUUACCAACUUCUUCCACUGGUGGCAACAUAAUGGAAAUUGGACUGCGAGAGUGCAAAGAGGAUGAGUUUAUCUAUAUACAUCCCUAAUUUCACCAUAAUUAUUUAUAUAUUGCCAUCCAUUUUUGAACCUAAUUAUAGUUUUUUUUUUGUUAUGUAUAUUUAAUUAACAUUAAGUUGUUAAUUGGCUGGUUGCCUUUCAAUU
Messenger RNA from Arabidopsis lyrata subsp. lyrata, 2005 nucleotides. RefSeq lists its product as uncharacterized. Bases 409 to 1890 code for a protein of 493 amino acids. Lineage: Eukaryota; Viridiplantae; Streptophyta; Magnoliopsida; Brassicales; Brassicaceae. The record is from RefSeq and is a predicted model, not a curated record. Gene Ontology annotation, molecular function: acetylglucosaminyltransferase activity. The transcript is spliced from 5 exons.